UGUAUUGCGCGUCACUCGCGACUGCACCGCGCACGAUGAGCGUCGUCGUACUCGCGCUGUGUGUGACCAUCUCCGCUCUGCUGUACUACCUGUCUGUGAGGAAGUUCAGCUACUGGAGGAACAAGAAUGUGCCGCAUCUUAAACCGCUGCCGCUGCUGGGCAACUAUGGCGAAUACAUUUUAAUGAAGAAAUAUGUCGGCCAUGUCAGCCAGGAAAUGUGUCGUAAAUUUUCGAAGGAAUCUUAUUUCGGCGCAUUUUACGGCACGGAGCCGACCCUCGUGAUCCAGGAUCCAGAGAUCAUCAAACUGGUGUUCACUAAGGAUUUCUACUAUUUCCAUAGCAGAGAAAUCGCAAAAUACACGCCUAAUGAAGUGACAACACAAAACCUCUUCUUUACGCAAGGAGACAAAUGGAAGGUGGUGCGACAGAACUUAACACCUUUAUUCACUUCGGCAAAAAUGAAGAACAUGUUUUAUUUGGUAGGAAAAUGUGGGCAUACAUUGGAAAAAUUGUUGGACGAAGAAACAGCGAUGUCAGGGACAGUUGAAGCAAAGUCCUUGAUGAUUAAAUAUACGAUGGACUGCAUCGGUUCCUGCGUUUUCGGGAUCGAAACAGGCGCGAUGGAGAUAACCACAGAAAAAAACGUAUUCGUUACGAUGGGUGAAAUAAUUUUCAACACUUCAAAAUUCCACGGCUACAAGCUGGUGUGCCGCGCCAUCUGGCCAAAAAUAUUUUACGCGUUAGGAUUCAAGUACUAUUCCACUGAAAUAAAUAUUUUUUUCAAGAAUCUUUUGAUGGGUGUUUUCGAAAAGCGGGACUUUAAGCCGACAGCGCGCCACGACCUUGUUGAUUUAGUGCUUGCUUUGAAGCAGAAGAACCACAUCAUCGGAGACAGCUUAAAUUCGAAGUCUAUGGACAAUAAGAAGAUAGAAAUGAAAGUUACCGACGAUCUGCUCGUGUCCCAAUGUAUUGUGUUCUUCGCUGCAGGCUUUGAAACAUCUGCAAGUACAUUAUCGUGUGCUCUAUAUGAGCUUGCAAAAAAUCAGGAAGCGCAGAGACGAGCUCAGGAGGAGGUGGACGAGUACCUGCGCCGGCGCAACAACAAGUUAGUGUAUGAGUGCGUAACCGAGCUGCCGUACAUCGAGGCGUGCCUGAACGAGACCAUGCGCUUGUAUCCCGUGCUGCCGGUAAUCACGCGAGAGGUGGUCGAGGACUACACGUUCCCUUCAGGCCUGCAGGUGGACAAAGGCGUGCGCGUGCACUUGCCAGUGUACCACCUGCACCGCCGCCCCGAGUACUUCCCCGAACCGGACUCCUUCCAUCCUGAACGGUAGUACGGGGACGCCAAGGAUGACAUCAAACCCUACACAUUCUUCCCGUUCGGCGAGGGACCGAGGCAAUGUAUCGGUUUACGCUUCUCCAAAAUGCAGACAACGGUCGCCAUGAUCACGGUUCUGAAGAAAUACAACGUGGAGUUGGCAGAAGGCACACCCACCAAGCUGGAGUUCUACCCUAGCACGUUCCUAACCCAUCCUAAUGCAGCGCUGAACUUGAAGUUCAUACCACGCGACGGAUGGGAACAGAGAGUUUACGCAAAAUAAUUAUCAAAAUUUAUGUUUUUUUUGCUUAUUACAAUUAGAUGAAUAAACGAGCAUGCCGCUCGCCUGAUGGUAAGUGAUACGUCCGCUCUUAGACAGUUGCAACACCAUGUAAAAUUUAAGUUAACAAUGUACUGCGUGGCAAUGGACUUGUCGCUUAGUGGCAAGUUGUUAAGUAUCAUAAUGGGUAGAAUUACACUGGCUACAGCGA
Molecule: messenger RNA, 1809 nt
Organism: Manduca sexta (tobacco hornworm)
Lineage: Eukaryota; Metazoa; Arthropoda; Insecta; Lepidoptera; Sphingidae
Product: cytochrome P450 6B4-like
Exons: 2
Coding region: 36-1334 (432 amino acids)
Molecular function (GO): heme binding; monooxygenase activity; oxidoreductase activity, acting on paired donors, with incorporation or reduction of molecular oxygen
Source: RefSeq, a predicted model, not a curated record